Zeugodacus cucurbitae (melon fly) is the source of this 1757-nucleotide messenger RNA. Its product is annotated as galactokinase. Gene Ontology annotation, biological process: carbohydrate phosphorylation; galactose metabolic process. Lineage: Eukaryota; Metazoa; Arthropoda; Insecta; Diptera; Tephritidae. Gene Ontology annotation, cellular component: cytoplasm; cytosol. The record is from RefSeq and is a predicted model, not a curated record. The transcript is spliced from 8 exons. The coding region runs from base 397 to 1608 and encodes 403 amino acids. Gene Ontology annotation, molecular function: galactokinase activity; ATP binding.
CAGGCGAGUGUAAUCGAGUGAGGAGCGUGCUAAAUGUGUGCGCAAAGCGAGCAUGAAAUUAAAGUAAAACGCUAAAGCGCAAUGUGCAAGUGAAUUGUAUAAAUAAUAUUGACCCGGCACUGGCACAGGAGCGGACACAAUCAGUUGACGCCAUUCGCUGCGUGAGUGAGUCAUUAGCAAACACAAGAAUCACUGUUAUUUCAUAACAUUUCCCGGAAUAUCAAGUCUCAACAGCAACAACAACAAGAAAAAGAGAGAGAGAGAAUACAAGCACGUGCCACUAAUUACCCACAAUCUGCAGCCGUCAUUCGUUGCCAAUUGACCCAAACAGAGUACCGCAAGCAAGCCAGCAAGUAAGCGACAGCAAGUGCUCGUGUAACUUGAGACAAUAUAAAAAUGCCCGCAGUCACAAAUUUAGCCACGUACGAAGAGAUUUUGGCAUUGGCCAAAUCGACGUAUCAUGAUCUCUUUGGCGGCGAUCCAGAAGUGGCUUGCUGUGCGCCGGGACGUGUUAAUUUGAUUGGCGAACAUAUUGACUACAAUGAUGGCUUCGUCCUGCCGAUGGCGCUGCCCAUGGUGACACUGGUUGUUGGCGGCCGUCGCACGGACAACAAAGCCUCGGUCUUUACACACUGUGGUGGCUGUGAUGAUCCAAAGCAAGUGGAAUUCUCAUUAUUGGAGCUGAAACCCGAAUUGCCAAAAUGGGCGAACUACGUGAAAGGUGUGAUUCACAAUUUUGCUGUUGAAACGAAACUAGAAGGUCAGUUGCCUGGCUUCAAUGCCGUGUUCGCCUCCAAUGUGCCAGUCGGUGGCGGCUUGUCUUCCAGCGCAGCAGUCGAGGUGGCAACUUUGACUUUUAUGGAGGAGUUGACUGGCAAACAACUUGAAAACAACAAGAAACGUGCUUUAGUAUGUCAAGCUGCUGAACAUAAAUUUGCUGGUAUGCCUUGUGGUAUAAUGGACCAAAUGAUAUCCGUUGCUGGUCAAAAGGAUAAUGCGCUGUUGUUGGAUUGUCGCUCACUGGAAACAUUCCAAAUACCAUUUCUUGGCGGCGCACAAGAUUUGGUGGUUUUAAUUUGCAAUUCAGGUGUACGCCACGAAUUAUCGCAGAGUGAAUAUCCGACAAGACGCAAACAAUGCGGCCAGGCACUUGAGCUAAUGGAGAAGGCGAGCUAUAGAGAUGCCAAAGUGGAGAAUUUGUCAGUGUUAGAGUCAGAUCCGCUUUUAUUGCGUCGCGCCCGACAUGUCAUAACGGAAACGAAACGUACACAAGACGCGGCUGAAGCCUUAAAGGCACAAGACUACACAAAGAUGGGCGCACUAAUGAAAGCGUCACAUACAUCACUACGUGACGAUUUCGAAGUAUCCUGCCGCGAAUUGGACGUCCUGGUCGAUGCGGCCAUUAAUUGUUCCGGUGUUUUGGGAUCACGUAUGACCGGCGGUGGCUUUGGCGGCUGCACCGUUACGCUGCUGCAACGCGCUGCGGUCGACAAUGUGAUUGCGACGAUGCGUACAAAUUUCACUAAAGAAUUCAAUAAAGACACCGCUGACCGCUUGGAAUUCUACAUGUGCGUACCCAGCAAUGGGGCGCGACGUGUCGAUUUGUGAGGCGAAUGAAAUAAGCAUUACCGUGAGCGAAAAAACUGUAAAUAAAUGCGCAAAGCUAAGGGAAAACGUAAACGUAUACGUUAAAGUAAACGACGGAAAGCGUAGAUAUUAAUAAAAUAAAAUACAAAAUACUUGUACAAAGCGAGAAA